Molecule: messenger RNA, 1108 nt
Organism: Drosophila innubila
Lineage: Eukaryota; Metazoa; Arthropoda; Insecta; Diptera; Drosophilidae
Gene: png
Product: serine/threonine-protein kinase Nek3
Exons: 2
Coding region: 59-925 (288 amino acids)
Biological process (GO): protein phosphorylation
Molecular function (GO): ATP binding; protein kinase activity
Source: RefSeq, a predicted model, not a curated record
AAAUGUAACUGUAAACUUGCCAGGUGUCUGUGAAAAUUGUGAAAACCAAUUGUGUGCCAUGGAUCUGGGCGACGCCAAACUCCGACCCUUGCGUGUCCUUGGCAGUGGCUCCUUUGGGCGCGUCUUCUUGUGCAUGCAGCGCGAGGGUCGCCAUGAGCGUAAAGUGUGCGUUAAGCGCAUAAUUAUGCGGAAUGUGAAGAAUGAGUUGGCCCUGAUCAAGGAAGAGAUCUAUAUCAUUUCACAGCUGCGCCAUCCGAAUAUCGUGCAAUUUAUACGCCACUUUAUGCACGCGGGCACUAUGAACAUUGUCAUGGAAUAUGCAUCCAAUGGAACCAUACGCAAUGUCAUUCAACAGACACGCUCAGCAGGAGGUGUGGCAAGUGCUCGUCUAUUACGUUAUUUCAGCGAUAUGAUUAUUGGACUGGAGUACUUGCACAUACGCCACGUUAUUCAUCGCGAUAUCAAGCCAGAGAAUAUGCUGCUGGAUGCGAAUGAUCGUGUCAAGUUUGCCGACUUUGGCAUAUCCAAUAUACAUACACCCUUGAAGGAGCUGCCAUGGAGGGUCCUUGGCACACCACUCUACAUGGCGCCAGAGAUAAUGUGUGGCGGGAAAUGUGACUUUAAAUCAGAUAUCUGGUCACUGGGCCUGGUGCUCUACGAACUCUGCAUUGGCCGCAAUCCGUUUAUAUCAGUGCUUGAUCCAAAUGCCCGUUUCGAGCAAGUGCACAACGUAGUUAAGGCGAUGUCGCGUCCCAAGCUUGACUGUCAGCUAAUGCGACAACGAUACGAUCCUGUUUGGACGCGCAUCUGUGAAUCAAUGGUUGUCUACGAUCAGAAUCAACGCAUCUGUCUCCCUGAUCUCUUCUGCCUAGAUCCCUUCAUUACGCUGACCAUUUAUAAGCAAUACUUCAACUAUAGCUACUAAAUUGUAACGUCAUUCCAUGUAUACAUCUCUCAUAUUUGUCAUUAUUUCAUAUUAUAUUCUGUUUAAUGUUCCAUAUUCUGAUAAAACAAGUGUUGGCUUAAUUACUAGAUAGCUUUAUGUUUGAUCCCUUCAUUACGCUGACCAUUUAUAAGCAAUACUUUAACUAUAGCUACUAAAUUGUAA